AGAAAGCACGGGAAGCGCCUCCGCCAGCGCCGCUAUAUAAGCCGGCGCCGCCCAGGGCCUGCUAUCAGUCAUUCGUUGCCCACCAGCAGCCCAGGCAGAGCAACAAUGAGGAUCACGGUGUGCGUAGUUUUCCUGGCGGCGUGCUACCUGUCGUCCGCCGAAGAGGCCGCUAAAGCGGAGGAGAAGAAGACCAGCAAGACGGAGAAGCGCGGCCUCUACGGCCUGGGCAUCGGCGGAUACGGAGGCGGCUUCGGCGGCGGAUACGGGGGCGGCUACGGCGGCGGCUACGGCGGCGGCUACGGCGGCGGCUACGGCGGCGGCUUCGGGGGCGGACUCGGCGGCGGCUACGGCGGCGGCAUCGGCUACGGUGGCGGAGAGGUGAAGGCCAUCACUAUCACCAAGGAGGUGCCGGUGCCGGUGCCGCAGCCGUACCCCGUCACGGUGGAGCGGAAGGUGCCCUUCCCCGUGAGGGUCCCCGUCAAGGUGCCGGUGGACAGGCCGUACCCGGUGAGCGUGCCGCAGCCCUACCCCGUCCCCGUGGAGAAGCCCGUGCCGUACCCCGUGAGCGUGCCCAAGCCCGUCGCCGUGCCGGUACCUCAGCCCGUGGUCGUCAAGCAGCCGGUGCCCGUCGUCCUCAAGGGCGGCUACGGCGGCGGCUUGGGCGGCUACGGGGGCGGCUUUGGAGGCUUCGGUGGCGGCUACGGAGGCCACGGAGGCUUUGGAGGCGGUUUCGGAGGCUUCGGAGGCUACGGACAUCCACACAUUAGCGUUGUAUUUUUGGCGAUGUGCACCGUGUCCAUUGCUAAAGAGGCAGUCACUAUCAAAGAAGGAAGCAAGAAGAACGAAAAGCGAGGCCUGCUGGGUCUAGGAGACGGCGGUUUCGGUUACGGCGGUGGCCACGGCGGCGGCUUUGGCGGCGGCGUUGGAGGUGGCUUCGGGGGUGGACUCGGGGGCGGAAUCGGAGGCGGCGGCUUUGGAGGCGGCGGCGCGGCCGCUGGCGGCGGACAAGUGACCUCCGUGACCAUCACCAGGGAGGUGCCGGUGGCGGUGCCACAGCCGUACCCGGUGGCCGUCGAGCGCAACGUGCCGGUCCCGGUAAACGUGCCCGUCCACGUGCCGGUGGACAGGCCGUACCCGGUCCACGUGCCACAGCCGUACCCCGUCCCCGUGGAGAAGCCGGUGCCUUACCCCGUGAGCGUACCCAGACCCGUCGCCGUGCCGGUGCCGCAGCCGGUGGUCGUCAAGCAACCGGUUCCCGUCAUCAUCGGCAGCGGCGGCUCUGGUGGCUUCGGUGGACUCGGAGGCUUCGGGGGAUCUUCUCUCGCCGGCCACGGUGGUUUCGGCGGCGCUUUUGGAUCUUCGUCCUUCGGCAGCCACGGAGGAUACGGCGGUGGCGGCCACGGAGCGCACGUCAGCUUUUCGCGGCGGCAUGUAACAACAGGUGCCGGGAGAAAGCGCGCGGAGGGACCGACCGCUCUCCGCCGCAGCUCCUAUAAAAGGGGCGCCGUCGUCGGAAGAGGCAUCAGUCAUUCGUUGCAUCCGGCACACACACGAGCAGCGAUGAGGAUCGUGUCGACUUUAGUUUUACUGGCGGUGUGUACCGUGUCCCUUGCUAAGGAAGAUGGCACUAAGAAAGAAGGAGGCAAGACCGCGAAGAACGAAAAGCGAGGGCUGUUCGGCCUCGGAGAUGGCGGCUUCGGCGGUGGAUACGGCGGCGGCUUCGGAGGCGGCCACGACUUUGGAGGCGGCUUCGGCGGCGGCUUCGGAGGCGGACACGGAGGAGACCUGGGUGGAGGCUUCGGAGGAGGUUACGGGGGAGGACUCGGCGGAGGCUUCGGAGGCGGAGUUGGUGUCAGCGAAGGCAAGAUCAAGGCCAUCACCAUCACCAAGGAAGUGCCCGUACCUGUUCCACAGCCGUACCCCGUCACAGUGGAGAAGAAGGUCCCCUACCCUGUGAAAGUCCCCGUGAAGGUCCCCGUGGACAGGCCGUACCCCGUCCCUGUGCCGAAGCCGUACCCUGUGCCCGUUGAGAAGCCGGUGCCCUACCCGGUGAGUGUACCCAAGCCUGUCCCUGUGCCCGUGCCCCACCCUGUGGUGGUGAAGCAGCCUGUGCCAGUCGUCGUCAAGGACAGCGGGUACGGAGGCGGCUUCGGCGGAGGUUUCGGAGGAGGUCUCGGCGGAGGCCACGGCAGCUUCGGCGGAGGAUUCGGAGGGUCGUCUUUUGGUGGUCACGGAGGAUACGGAGGUGGCGGCUUCGGCGGACACGGAGGGUUUGGCGGUGGCAGCUUCGGCGGUCACCACUAGUACAAUGUCAGCGGGUCACCCUAUCUGCUGGUAGCGACUCAUCAUCUAGUCUUCUUACACUGACCAGAAAAGCUUGUAAAUUUUAAUAUUUUUCUAUGAAAUAAAUGAUGUUUACAAAUGA
This is a messenger RNA of Schistocerca nitens (vagrant locust), 2425 nucleotides long. Its product is annotated as elastin-like. NCBI's taxonomy places the organism in Eukaryota, Metazoa, Arthropoda, Insecta, Orthoptera, Acrididae. Bases 106 to 2304 code for a protein of 732 amino acids. The transcript has 5 exons. The record is from RefSeq and is a predicted model, not a curated record.